ACGCUGAUUGGCCAAUGCCGUGAGGCAGGCUCACGCGGCAGAGAGGCGAGGAACCGGCUAACACGCUUCCCCGAGGGGUCCGCUAAAAUGGCGGCCAAAGGGCCGCUGUUGACCUGGGAUAUUUCACCAAAAAAUGGCAGUGAAGUAUUUUUCUCACAUGAAAUUUAUGAAAAAUAUUCAUUGGCUCCGAGCCUCUCUGAACUAUGGCAGUUAUCAAACAGAGAGGUAAAGAAAAAUGUGGAGGCACUGGCAAACUCUUCAGAAAACAGACAGACUUCUAGCAUCCAGUCUGCAGAUCUAGUUGAGGUGGAGGCUAAAAGCACAACUGAUGAUCAUCCUUUUCCAGAACCUAGACUCCCCUAUCCAUUUACCUCAUGUUUGACUGAGAAGGAGCAGAAAACAUACUUAUAUCUGAUGUCUAAGUACUCAAAAAAAAAAAACCACUUUCAAGUUAAUGCAGCAAGUCAAAGAGAAUUAUUCACAUAUCUGCAAAUGAAAGAAGUAGUAAACAAUGAAAUUGCAGAAUUUAUGAAAUUUGCCCAAAAUGCUGCAAAAAGCUGUGCCAAGGAUUAUGAUGCCAUCUCUGAAGAUGCACUACGUUAUACUGAGGAGUUAUUUCGUGCUUGUAUUGGACAUGUCCAGAAGUAUCCUGAGUUUUACACACUCCAGGAGAUCAUGAGUAUCAUGGGAGGAAAGUUUCAUACACAGUUGACCUUUAGGCUGGAAAAAAAUCUUCUUGUAAUGGGUACGGCAAGACGUAGUCAAACAGAUUUCUCUGCCAUGCCUGUUCAGCUGCCCACAGAUUACAACACUGUUGCAUCUAUUAUAACUCCAGAAAAAAAGGCUUCCAUUAUACACAAUGAUAUUAGUUCAGAUUCAAAUGCAGAAAAGCUUGCUUUGAAAUACUGCCCUCAAGUUGUUUUAAGUAAUCAAUCAUUAUUUACUUUACUGAAUAAUCAUGGACUAAACUACAAGGAACAAUGGGAAAUUCCAGUUUGCAUUAAAAUGAUCCCUGUUCCAGGUAGCAAACCAGCUAAAGUGGUUUAUGUUGAUUCACCUCUGAUGAAAAAGGAAAUGACAGUAAGAGAGAGGAACCAAAUCUUCCAUGAAAUUCCAAUGGACUUCCUAGCAACUAAAACAUCUUAUGUUUCAAUUUCUGAUGUAUCAAUGGACAAACCAGCUGAGGACAGUCUGUUUCAGUGGGAUAUGUCUUCUGAUAGCUACCAGUGCAGGCAGAUUCCUCUUCCAGAUGACACCGGGAUGGACUUUGAUGAUGAUGUUACAGAACUGGAAACUUUUGGAGCAACUGUCAAGCUGUCAAGAACUUCUAAAAUGGAAAGUACUUUUCCUACAAUUAGUAACACUGCUAAAGUUUUAUCACAUGGCCUAAAAGCAUGGAAAAAAAAUACAUCCACCAUAAACAGUGGAGAUGAAGAAGGGAAAACCACCACUUCUGAGCAAGGAGUUUCAGCAUGUGCCAGCAUGCAGCUUCCAUCAUCAGAUGGCGUUCUGUGCCUCAGCCCUGAAGAAAAUUCUUCUCAUAAAAGCUUUAAUUCAGAGGAGGUAGGACUGAACAAACCACAGCAUGUUAUGACCAAAGAAGUAUUGAACAAUGAAACACAAUUAAAUACUCUAUCUAAUGCUGUGAGUUACAAGAAAGAGUCUGAUGCUGCACAAAAAAAUGAGACUUACCCUUCUUUAUGCAGUAGUGACACAGACGAGGAGCGUUUGGUAAUUGAUACAGAAUGUAAAAACACUGAUUGUUGCAAAACAACUGUACCAAAAACUGUUUGUCAUACCUCAACAGAGACUGCCAAAUCUCCUUCCCCCACCCAGAUUCCAUUAGCAAGCACAACUGAUGGAGCAGAUAUCAUGGAUCAGGGAAAAAAUGCCUCCAGGAAGCCUGUAAGAAAGUUGUCGAAAGAAUUUGAUCCUGUUGGACAGAUUUUGAAAAUGCAGACUGAACUUCUCAAGUCACCUUCCCAAAAAGCUCAUGAGCAGCCAGUGGUGAGCUGUGAUCACUCUAAUGCUACGCCAGCUCAUGUGCCUCAGUCUCCAAAACCACUGGUGACCUCCAGCACAGAAACUGUGCCAACCCCUGCCUCAAAUCCCAACAGCUCAUCUAGAAAUACCUGGACUUGGCUUUUUCAGGGAAUGCCAAAGAGAAAGCUGCCACAUGAACUUCAGCUGCUUGAAGAGGACCCUUCAGAGUAUAAAGCACCUCAGGAUGGCAACCUUGUGUAUAAGCUCUUCAGUUUGAAUGAUCUGUUGUUACUUGUGCGUUGCAAUGUGCAAAAAGUGAAGUCAUUGCCACGGUACCAGAAAAAGAAAAAAGCCCCAAAGGUUACUCCAGUAUUCCUGUUGCCAAAAUUAGAAUACCAAGUGUACUACGGUGUUGAAGCUCUUACAGAAAGUGAAGUAUGUCAGCUGUGGACAGAGAGUAUGUUGCAUUCUGAAUGCUUAUUUUAUAUUGGACGUAUUGAUGCUUUUACAUCAAAGCUUAUUAUGUUAGAAAAAAUUUCUCCAGAAAGUUUAAAAGAAAAACUUGGAUUGAUUAAGCCUGCAAAUUCAUUAAAUAUACUUCAUCACAUUUUGAAAAAAGUGUCUGAUUUGCAAGAGGGCUCUUACUUAUUAACUCACGCUGCAGGAGAUUCUUCAGUUGCGAUCUACAAGAGUUCUCUUGACAAGACAACAAGAGCAUCAUAUAACUUACAUAAAGCUCACUGUGAUCUGCCUGCUGUGCCUGCCACUCUCUCAGUCCCAUGGGUGCCACUAGAUCCCAGCCUCCCUUUGCCCUAUCACCUGAGUCAUGGAAGAGUUCCAUGCACCUUCCCACCUGCACCCCAGGAAGCCACGUGGAAACAGAAGAUGACUGGGACGAAAGGACAGUUGGACACACCCUGUGAGGGAAAGCCAGCAGUGAUGGAACUAAAAGGAAGUCCAGCUAAGCAUGUUAGAAAUGAAGGUGUGGCUGCAAAGAAGCUGAAGAAGAAUUACUGCAAACAAAGAAUGGUGAAGAAAAAGUGGAAAAUGAAGUAUAACAAAAUGCAACCGAAGUAGAAAUAGCUGAACCCUGCUGUGAUAAGUAUGGCCUGGAGAAGGACGAGAGGAAACAAAAAAUCUCAGGCAUUCUUGCAGCUUCAAAGGCACUAGAACAAGCUGGUGGGGGAAAUGGCAUAGCUGAAAUAUUGUAUAAACCUUUAACCCUUUUUUAUCUCAGUGGACACAUUUCAAGUGAAAUGUCAAAUUCAGUCAGAGAAAAAAAAGAGCAAGUGUCUGCAGCAGAGUUUAGGGGACAAAAGGAUCUUCUUUCUCAAUGAUUUUUGUAGAAAAGCUGUGUCUUGAAGAAUGAAGUGGUGGUUGACAGCAAUAUCUGAUGUCACAUAACAAGGAAAAUAACUUUUUACCUUUCUUAACUCUUUCAGAAUCACUACAGAUUUUUAUUCUGACAUAAUUUAAAAAUACAUUUUACUUUGUGUAAUGUGCAUAAGGGGAAUAACUUGGAUUUAAUGAGUUAAUUCUUUUAACACACAAUGUCUACCAGUUUUUAAAUUACUUAUAAAAAUACAUUUUCUUUUUAGGAUGAUGUAACAAAUGAGGUUUGGGUAACAAAAGCUGUGUUUAUUUGCAUAGUAUGUGCCAUAAAUUUGUACUAGGAAACUUACAAGUAGAGCUAAACGUUAAAGCAGAUAUAUUUACGCUCCCUAAAAACAAUUUGCAAAAAUCGUUCAGAUUCUGAUGUGUCUUCAAAAAUUAAUAUUGCAGAUAUUUACUGUAUUACUAAAUGGUUACAGACUAAACCUCCUAUCAGAUUGCACACUGAUAAGCACUAGCGCUUGCCUGAGGUAUUAAGGUUUGCCUGGAGGAACAAGUGAUAGGAUCAAGGCCUUAGUCAUCAUUCCAAAAACCCAACCAGCCUGCGCUAUACGUCAGCAGUUUGCUUGAAAUUUAGAGCCAAACUGACAGAGUGAAGUUAGGAAAAGACAAUACUUAUUAUCAAAAGGCCAACCAGUGGGAUGACACAUGGUUUCCUCGUGAAUAUGAGUUGUGUGGAAAAAUUAAAGUUGUUUUAAAUGUUAGUAUGUAAACACAUUGUGUGUAUAUAAGUGCAUUUUUCGUAUUACAGCUAUUUUACGGUACGUACUUUAUGUUUCAUCAAACAAUUUCAACAGAAACAGUUCUUGAAAUUGAGGCUCGAAAAUUAUAUUCUCUAUCAUUGCUUUUGUUUUGUGUUUUCUGGAUUUCUGUCUAUAUUUUCCUUUAUUUGGAGUAUUGUUUUUAGAAGAGCACAUAAAUUCUUGAAAAGUACAAGAAUGAGCCCAAUAAAUCCUUCCCCAGUUUUGCCUUUUAAACAACAUGAAUAACUUUUUUUAAAUGUCUGAGCCAAUUUUUGUUUGGAUGAUGUUCUAGAGAGCUGUUUGUAUGCAUGCUUAAACUGCUAACACACACAAAAAAAAGGCCUUAAAGAUGUUCUUCCAAGUGUUUUGUUUGGACUAAGCAAGUUACCAAGUACACACAUCUGAUCAAGCAUUCUUCUGCUCACGGGGGCUUGACACAUUUUAAUGUCAUGAAAAUAAAAAUUAAAUAUUUAAAUUGUUUACUGGAGUAUACCUGUUAUAAAAUCCCAAAGACAGUCUUUUUUAAAGCAGGCUUAAGCAUUGAAUAUGUAUUAAAAACUCUUCUUUGUGAAAUACAAAGCAUUUUCUGAUUAUUUUUUCCUCCACUGUUACAUAUAUUUAUUGUAUUGUUCAGUUUAUUGUUUUUUUGGCCACUACUGCUUUUAGCUGCAGUGAUAUGUUAAUAACAAGCUGAACUGGCUUAGAGCUGUUUGCAAAUUACAAAUAGUUCUGAUUUGAAAUCGUAAAUGUACUUAGUGACCUCUCAUAACAGGAAUAUUUUAGCUAUGAGUCAUUUUUGUCGGAUAACUAACUCUCUGUAGGGAUUCAAAGCCAUUUUGUUUGUAUAUAGAAAACGUUUUGCCAGACUUGUAUGGAAUUUAGUUUCUCAAUGCAGUUUCAUGUGUUAGAAAUGUAUGGUCUAUUUGCCCUUGUGUGUGUAUAUAUACACAUAUAUAUGUGCCUAAAAGAUUUGCAUAUUUCUCUUAAUAGUAUACUAUUAUACUAUGCUAGUAUACUACUAAUAAUAGUAUACUAAUGGUAGUUUCUUAUCUGUUUAGGGUAGGUAGGGAAUCUGCAGUUUGUAUACAACACAUAAGGUGGCUUUUUAAUUCACAGCUACGUUUUAUUUUAUUGUUCUCUUUUGUAUUAAGUGGGACUGGUAAUUUGCUUUAAGUGAUUCAAGUGUUUGAAAGACUGGUUUUGUUCACGUCACAGGUGGGAGUAACAAGGUAUUUGCAUCUAAAAUAAAAGUAUGUUUAAAAAAGUUGGAUAAGAGGAGAAGGGGAAAGUGAUAGCACGUUUAUUUCAGGCAGUAACAUCUGAAAUUUGAAACAAACAAAAUGUCUAAACAGAAUAAUUGGUAAAAAUUAUUUCUGUAAAGUCAGAAAAUGUGCUAAAUAUUAGUUGCUGGGUCGCUGGUUCUAUAUAGACUGCUCCUGAAGAGACAGUUACCUGUGGAGGAGAAGGAAGGAAAGCAGGAGAGCCUGACUGCUGUGAUGCCACCAAAGUAUAAAUUCCUAAAUGUAACACAGAUUGUAAAGGUGUGGGAAGCAGGAAACUACAGCUGAAGGAGAGUGAGUGGGCCUGGAUCUUACCCUGCAGGUAACUGUUGCUCUACAGCUAACUAAUAUUGAUCUUUUUUAUGUAACCUCAACCCACCCAGUUUAGGAAGAAAAUUCCACAGAUCAGUGUUUGGAAUGGAUUGUGUGUGUUUAUCUUGCAAUUUAUAUGGCUUGUUUUUAAAUUUAAUUACUACUUUUUGUCACUCCGUAUAUCUUUUACAUAUGCAUGUGGAGUGUGUGGUUAGAUAGAAUUUAUCCAGUAUAAGAAUAUUCCGAUUAUAUUUUUCCCAUGUAAUUUUUUUUUUUUAAUGUAGAUUUACCUGGUGGUAAAGGAGGAAGUGUGUGCUGUCCUCUCUUUUUGAACAGAAGCUCUAAGUGCUGGAGAACGAGUCAUCUGCAAACUUGGUGAAAAUGGAAUCCAUCAUGUUAUCCAGAUGACCUACAGGAAUACCUGGCAGCUGGAAGCACAAAAAACUGGGACCAAGUGACCAGCCUGGCACUCCUCUGCUGGCGGGUGCGAGCUGCUAACAGCAAGUGACUGUCCCAGCCCUGUGCAGUGAAGUUCAGUAGCAGACGUUGAAUCAUUUGAAGAGGACUCUGGGGAGCUCCAGUCACUAAAGUGCUCACUCUGUGAUUUCUGUGGUCAGCGUGCAGGAAGCCGAAGAUCACAAAUAGAUAACAGAAGUCUUUCCUAUUUGCACAGUCCGACUGCUGCCUUCUUCAGCUCACUGGUUUUCCAGUUUUUUCUCAAAG
Molecule: messenger RNA, 6433 nt
Organism: Calidris pugnax (ruff)
Lineage: Eukaryota; Metazoa; Chordata; Aves; Charadriiformes; Scolopacidae
Gene: ICE2
Product: interactor of little elongation complex ELL subunit 2
Exons: 18
Coding region: 88-3060 (990 amino acids)
Biological process (GO): positive regulation of transcription by RNA polymerase III; snRNA transcription by RNA polymerase II; snRNA transcription by RNA polymerase III
Cellular component (GO): transcription elongation factor complex
Source: RefSeq, a predicted model, not a curated record